Molecule: messenger RNA, 2172 nt
Organism: Penicillium bovifimosum
Lineage: Eukaryota; Fungi; Ascomycota; Eurotiomycetes; Eurotiales; Aspergillaceae
Product: mRNA-binding ribosome synthesis protein NOC2
Exons: 1
Coding region: 1-2172 (723 amino acids)
Biological process (GO): ribosomal large subunit biogenesis
Cellular component (GO): nucleolus; Noc1p-Noc2p complex; nucleoplasm
Source: RefSeq, a predicted model, not a curated record
AUGCUGCGAAACGCGCCGAAGCCGAAGCCCUCGAGGCAGAGAAGACUCCGGGAGGAAUUGAAGAAGCAAAAUGCCUUUUCCGAAAUGAAUGUGGACGACUUCUUUGCUGGAGGCUUUGAGAUUCCCGAGGAAAAGGGAAAGAAGGCCAGCAAGAAGGAUACCACCCCCAAGAUCGGCAAGCGCAAGCGCUCAGAAGAGAAGGCAGAGGCUGAAGCCGAGGUUUCUGAAGGCGAAGAAUCAGACGGCGCUGAUGCUUACGAUGAGCACAAAGAUCAAUUGGAGUCAUUGAAGGAGAAGGACCCCGAGUUCUACAAAUAUCUGAAGGAGAAUGAUGCGGAGCUGCUCGAGUUCGGUGAUCAGGGUGAUCUCUCGGAGGUCGAUGCUUUGAGCGAAAGUGAAGAGCCAGAAGAGAAGGAACCCGCCAAGAAAAAGAAGAAGUCCAAGAAGGAGGAUGUGGAGGAGGAGCCCGAGGAAGAUGAUACCCUGACCAUCGCGAUGGUCAAGAAAUGGCAGAAGUUGAUGGAGGAGCAAAAUUCGAUCCGAGCCAUGCGCCAGGCUGUGCUCGCUUUCCGCGCGGCCGCCUAUGUCAACGACCCCGACGCCCCCGAUCAGAAAUAUACCAUCUCCGACAAGAACGUCUACCACCAGGUUCUCGUCACGGCCCUCAACACUGUUCCCAAGGUCCUGGCCCACCACCUUCCCGUCAAGGAGAGCGCUUCAGGCAAGAUCAGAGUGUCAUUAGACUCCAAGAAGUUCAAGACCCUUACACCUCUGAUCAAAUCGCACACUGCUUCCGUCCACCAGCUUCUGGUCAACUUGUCCGACGCAUCGACACUCAAGCUGACCCUUGCGUCCAUUGAGCCCAUGCUGCCCUACCUUCUUCAGUUCCGUAAGGUCCUGAAGACCCUCGUGAAGAUUGUCGUCGGCAUUUGGGCCGAUGUUUCCACCGCGGACGCUACCCGUAUCACCGGUUUCUUGAUCUUGCGCCGCCUCAUGGUUUUGGGAGAUGCAGGUAUCAAGGAGACUGUCCUGAAGGCCACCUAUGAAGGUGUGGUCAAGGGCAGCCGCAACACCACCGUGCACACGCUUGCAGGCGUGAACCUGAUGAAGAACUCCGCAGCUGAAAUCUGGGGUAUUGACCAGAACGUCUCAUACACCGCAGGAUUCUCCUUCAUCCGUCAGCUGGCUAUGCACCUGCGCAAGAGCAUUACCAACACCUCGAAGGAGUCCUACAAGACCAUCUACAACUGGCAAUACGCGCACUCACUGGACUUCUGGUCCCGUGUACUCUCACAGCACUGCGAUGGCCUUGUCGAGGCUCAAAUCGGCAAGCAAUCCGCUCUGCGUCCCCUAAUCUACCCCGUUGUGCAGAUCACUCUGGGCGCCAUGCGUCUCAUCCCCACCGCCACCUACUUCCCUCUGCGCUUCCAAUUGACCCGCUCCCUGCUCCGCAUUUCCCGCGCCACCGGCACCUACAUCCCGCUCGCGUCUUCACUCCUCGAGGUCCUGACCUCCGCAGAGAUGCGCAAGCACCCCAAGUCCAGCACCCUCAAGCCUCUGGACUUCAACACUGCGAUCCGCGCGCCCAAAUCCUACCUGCGCUCACGUACCUACCAGGACGGCGUGGGCGAGCAGGUCGCCGAGCUCCUCUCCGAGUUCUUCGUCCUCUGGUCCAAGCACAUCGCGUUCCCGGAACUGUCCGUGCCGGUCAUUGUAUCUCUCAAGCGCUGGCUGAAGCAGGUCUCUGCCCGUAGCGGUGGAAACAAGAAUGCCAAGGUCAACCAGUCGAUUCUGCUGAUCGUGCAGAAGGUUGAAGCCAACGCCCGCUGGAUCGAGGAGCGUCGUUUGAACGUUACUUACUCUCCCCGCAACCGGAAUGAGGUUGAGUCUUUCCUUAAGGACGUUGACUGGGAGACUACACCUGUCGGUGCUUUUGUCAAGACACAGCGCAAGCUUCGUGAGGAGCGUGCUGCCGUUCUUGAAGAAGGUCGCCGCGAGGAAGAGAAGCGGAGAUUGGAGGCGAAGCAGAAUGGUGAUGAUGAUGAGGCGAUGGGUGGUGUUUCUGCCAGUGAUGAGGGUAGCGAGGAUGAGGAUGAGGAGGAGUUGCAGAGCGAGAAUGAGGACGAGAUCGAGAGUGAAGAUGAAGACGAGAUGGAGAUGGAGGACGAGUAG